AUGUCGGUCGGCAAUGCAACCGACCCAGCCCGUCGAGAUCGGCCUAAAGUGGAAACUAAGCGAGGUGGAGUUAUCUGCUUGCUUCCUGAUAAUCUUAGCGAAAUUGGUGUGGAGUACGUUGAGGGAUUUAGCAUUUUGAUAUCUGGCUUAUUUGGUAAUACAACUACAAGACUGGGAAAGUCAGUUUAUUCCCCAAGCAUGGACUCUGCUUUCUAUGCAAGAUUGAGACGAAGAUUAAUUUUAUCUGAAAAGAGAAAUAGAAGGGGAAAAUUUACGGAACCAUUGGAUUUAGGACCUCCAACAAUAGUAUGUGAACAUUGUGGAGCUCAACUUUGGUAUGAAGAGAGAACUGUAAAGUCAAAAACGCCUACAAAACCGAAGUUUAGUUUGUGCUGUUCUGAAGGAAGAGUUGAACUCCCUCUAUUGAAAGAACCUCCACCCUUUCUUGGAAACUUACUCAAUAUUAAUAGUGAUCAGAGAUCAAUAAACUUUCAACUAGGGAUAAGAAUCUACAACUCUCUCUUUGCUUUCACUUCUUUGGGGGUUAAUGUUGAUAGAUCAGUGAAUAAUGGUUCUGGUCCAUAUGUGUUUUGUGUAAAUGGUCAAACUCAUCAUAGAAUUGGAUCACUUCUUCCUGUCCAUGGCCAAAAACCUAAGUAUGCACAGCUUUAUAUUUAUGAAACUGAUAAUGAAGUUAAAAAUAGAAUUGAUACUGUUAUACAUGAAGAUGAUAGAAAUUAUGUGGAUACAGAUAUUGUUACCGGGUUGAUGGAAAUGUUAGACCAGUGCAACCAAUUGGUUAAAUGUUUUAGAAUGGUCAGGGACAGAUUUGAUGAAUCAGAUAUACAUAAUGUCAGAAUUCGUUUAAUACGAAGUCGCAAUUCUGGUGAAAGGCAAUAUGACUUACCUGUAACAUCUGAGAUAGCUGCUCUUAUUGUUGGAGAUUUUAAUAUUGAAAGUUCUGAUAGAGAUAUUAUUGUUGAGAAUCGAAGUUUAGGAUUGCAACGUAUAAAUGGAACUCAUCCAAGCUUUAUGGCAUUGCAAUAUCCAUUACUUUUUCCGUAUGUUGAGGAUGGGUAUAUGCUUGGUAUACCUUAUAGGAAUUUGAAUGGGAGCAAUUCUAGAAAAAGGGAAUCAAUAACAAUUAGAGAAUACUAUGCUUAUAGGCUUCAACAACGCUUUCAUGAGGGCAAGACAUUGUUGCUUGGUAGGAGGCUUUUUCGACAAUUUAUAGUGGAUGCAUACACUUCCAUCGAAGAAGAAAGACUACAAUGGGUUAGAUUCAAUCAAAAAAAAUUGAGGUCAGAGUUGUACUAUGGUUUGAAAGAUGUCGUUCUUCGUGGUGAUACAGAUCCCAUUACUGUAGGCAAACGAAUAGUCCUACCAUCCUCAUUUACUGGAAGUCCAAGGUACAUGGUUCAAAAUUAUCAAGAUGCAAUGGCGAUAUGUAGAUGGGCAGGUUACCCGGAUUUAUUUCUUACAUUUACUUGCAAUCCAAAAUGGCCAGAAAUCAAUCAUUCCUUAGAAUUUAUAAAAGGCCUGAAAUAUGAGGAUCGGCUAGAUAUUGUAGCAAGGGUUUUUAAGAUAAAAUUAGAUGAACUAUUACAUGAUUUGAGGCAUAAAUCUCAUUUUGGAAGAGUUAUUGCUAUUGUGUAUACAAUUGAAUUCCAAAAAAGAGGACUCCCACAUGCACAUAUUCUUCUAUUCUUGGAUCCAAAGGAUAAGUAUCCAAGUCCAACAGACAUUAAUGGUAUCAUUAUGGCCGAGAUACUAGAUCCAGAUGAGGAUCCUGUUGCUAAUGAAGCUGUAAAACAAUUUAUGAUGCAUGGGCCAUGUGGAUCUGCAAAUCCGAAAUCACCGUGCAUGAUGAAUGGUAAAUGUACAAAACAUUUUCCGAAAAGAUUUUAUGAAGAAACAACAAUUGAUGAAGAAGGCUUUCCAGUAUAUAGAAGGAGAAAUGAUGGAAAAACAAUAGAGAAGAAUGGAAUUCUUUUGGAUAACUGA
This is a messenger RNA of Quercus lobata, 2004 nucleotides long. RefSeq lists its product as uncharacterized. The coding region runs from base 1 to 2004 and encodes 667 amino acids. The record is from RefSeq and is a predicted model, not a curated record. NCBI's taxonomy places the organism in Eukaryota, Viridiplantae, Streptophyta, Magnoliopsida, Fagales, Fagaceae. The transcript is spliced from 5 exons.